Messenger RNA from Rhodofomes roseus, 974 nucleotides. RefSeq lists its product as uncharacterized. The record is from RefSeq and is a predicted model, not a curated record. Lineage: Eukaryota; Fungi; Basidiomycota; Agaricomycetes; Polyporales; Fomitopsidaceae. The transcript is spliced from 7 exons. Bases 199 to 789 code for a protein of 196 amino acids.
GGCCCCAAUUGGUACGUCAAGAAAAGUGGUACCUCGGCGCCGAACUGUCAAGAUUUGACGGGCUCUGGACAGGCUACUGGCCAGAUCGAGGGGCAGUUCACUCGCUCGCUAGCUUCUCCCGCAUCCAUGGGUACAUACUUAGUAGAAGUAUGCACUGCCCUCGCCGCGCCUUCGACGGAAUCUCCAGCCUGAGCAUCUAUGCCCCCCAUGAGUGCCCCCGGACCCGAACGCAUGUCUCGUCGGAUGGUGACCCUCUUGGCUGCGUAUCUUCUGGUUGUUCAGUCGACUCUGGUUUCGGCUUCAGCCUCGGCACCAGCGUGCUAUGCCGGCAGCGGAACCCUUCAGUGGUACAUAGAUGCGGUCGGAGAGAACCCAUGUAUGACCUAUCAGCGACUGCGGCAGACAUGCAACAGUAAUUACACAACGCCAACGUGGACGAUCAACGGCAACACCGACCAAUGCGACGAUCCGUUGAGUACAUGCUGCUGCAACUCCAUUGCGUGGUCCUUGCGGAUGCUGUGUAUCAACUGCGAGUGGGACGAGAACGGCGCGGGUGACAUUGGGCACAGUGCUACCGCUGGCGCGUACUAUCAAUACCGAUGGAGCUCAGGAGUGCCGAACAGUGGCAUGUAUUGCGGCGAUGGAUAUAACCAGACGUUACCGCAAAGCCUUCAGCUCGCAAUCUGUAACAAGGGGAUCGGGCUCAGCGAUUUCCUAUACAGCAUAUUCUGGCCCGAUGGAUCAUGGUACGUCUAUCCUGCAGGCCUUUGGCGUGCAAGCAUCUUAUAGUGGGGACGGAUCGCUCUACAGGGACUUGUGAGUGUCGCCCUCGGUUUUCCAGCUGAAAGUAACCUCAUGGUGCCCCACGAAAGCACGACCUUUGAGUCGGUCGCGCAGCAGACUCUGGCGUCAAACAACAACCAGUCUCUGGACCUGUGUCCGAGCAACACGAGCUCUCCAACAGGCGGCGCCGG